Messenger RNA from Ustilago hordei, 936 nucleotides. Its product is annotated as putative vacuolar ATP synthase subunit D. Bases 1 to 936 code for a protein of 311 amino acids. Gene Ontology annotation, molecular function: proton-transporting ATPase activity, rotational mechanism. Gene Ontology annotation, cellular component: fungal-type vacuole membrane; vacuolar proton-transporting V-type ATPase complex. The transcript has a single exon. The record is from RefSeq and is a predicted model, not a curated record. Gene Ontology annotation, biological process: vacuolar acidification. Lineage: Eukaryota; Fungi; Basidiomycota; Ustilaginomycetes; Ustilaginales; Ustilaginaceae.
AUGUCUUCCGGCAAAGGCCAACGAGAGUCGGUCUUCCCUACUCGUCAAGCCCUCGGUUCGGCCAAGACUCGUUUGAAGGGAGCACAAACAGGUCACUCCCUCCUCAAAAAGAAGGCCGAUGCCUUGACCAAGCGUUUCCGCACCAUCACACACAAGAUUGAUGAAGCUAAACGCAAGAUGGGCAGAGUCAUGCAACAAGCUUCCUUCUCUCUCGCCGAGGUCCAGUACGCUACCGGCGACAUUGGUUACAUCGUCCAGGAGUCCGUCAAGUCCGCAUCGUUCCGCGUUCGAGCUAAGCAGGAGAACGUAUCCGGUGUCUUACUUCCUGCUUUCGAGGCGGACAUCAAGGACAAAUCAAAUGGUGCGCAAGGCAGCGGUGGAGAGUUUGCACUUACCGGUCUCAGUAGAGGUGGUCAGCAGGUCAACAAGGCAAGGGAGGUCUAUACGCAGGCAUUGAAGGUGUUGGUCGAGUUGGCGAGUUUGCAGACUGCUUUCGUAAUCUUGGACGAAGUCAUCAGGAUGACCAAUAGGCGAGUGAAUGCUAUCGAGCAUGUCAUCAUUCCAAGGUUGGAGAACACGAUCAGUUAUAUCGUCAGCGAGUUGGACGAGGCGGAUAGGGAGGAGUUCUUCAGAUUGAAAAAGGUGCAGGCUAAGAAGAAGGAGAAGGCUGCCGCAAGCGAUAAGCAGAGGAAGAAGCUGCAGGGUGUCAAGGACGCUGAGGAAGAAAAGAAGAGUAGCGAGGAUAGCAGCAGGGAUGCAGAGGCAAAGGAUGUCGGUGUCAAGGAGGACGGGAGCAAGAACAAGAGCAAGAACAAGAACAAGAACAAGAACAAGAACAAGGACGGCUCCGGCGCAGGUGGUAAGCAGCAAGAAGAAGAGGAGCAGGGCGGGCAAGACAUGCUGUCGGGUGGUAAGGACGAGGAUGUCAUCUUCUGA